Molecule: messenger RNA, 4450 nt
Organism: Hylaeus anthracinus
Lineage: Eukaryota; Metazoa; Arthropoda; Insecta; Hymenoptera; Colletidae
Product: lipopolysaccharide-induced tumor necrosis factor-alpha factor homolog
Exons: 4
Coding region: 339-845 (168 amino acids)
Molecular function (GO): zinc ion binding
Source: RefSeq, a predicted model, not a curated record
UUUGGCGCCGAUUUGUCCAGUUUCGCGCCUGAGCUCAGUAAUUGGUCGCUCGGUGUUGGCAGAAUUGUAUCAGAGUCGUUAGCAUUAGUCGUUUUGGUCAUGUUAACACGAUCGUUGACAGACUGUCCUGUGUUUUUCAUCGUUUCUACUUUAAAUACGCUGAAUCAGAAUCACAAAGUAGUGUUAUAAGAUAAUCGAUACUCGUAUAAUAAGUUAUGUGGAACAUUUACCUCGCGGCGAAUACAACUAGUUAAUAUUUUGUGGUGUUCAAUUAUAACCUCUACUUCACUGGAGACGUCUACUUCACUCAAAAUUUUCAGAAUCUAAAUAUAAGAAUUAUGGAGAAAAAUAUGGCGAGUGGGAGUACCACGCAACCCACGGCACCUCCGCCAUCAGCACCACCUUCGUAUGAAGAGGCUGUUGCGAAUAUAGCGAGCCCACCACCCCAGUCAAAUAUUCCACCGUAUCCAGUAGGACCACCUGUUAUGCCUGUACCAACAUUUCCUCCGACCCAAACGACGGCGGUAUUCUCGCCGAAUUACCCAGGAGCAGUCCCAGCCAACGUGCCACACCUGCAACACCAGACACAUUAUACUGCUAAUUAUCAGCCUGUGACGGUCGUGCUGGGCCGGAAUCCCGUGAAAAUGACCUGCCCGAAGUGUCACCAAAGCAUUAAGACCACCAUUAUAUCGGACCAUCAGCCGAGCGCUCACAUUUGCUGCAUUGUACUCUGCUUACUUGGAUGUUGCCUUUGUUCGUGUCUGCCAUAUUGCAUGAGCAGUUUCAUGAACGUCCAUCACAUUUGCCCGAAUUGUAAGCAGUAUAUCGGUAGGUGGAAGGGUUGAAUCUAACUCGACGCGGGGAUUAUUUGUAUAUUGUUUACGGUUUUAUAUGUAAUCAGGCACAGUGUUGUAAUGUUACUAAGAGUAUCCGAUAUGUCUUUGUUUGUCGCGUAUUAUCGAGUUAACCUUCUAUUGCAUAGUAUAUCCCAUUGGGAGCGCGAUAAAAAAUAUUUGCGUAAAGCUCGUUAAGAAGACUUCACGAGCUCAGCCAUUUAUUACUUAGCUUAAGUAUGAAUUCCAUCGCGGAAGUAUAGAUAACCGAGAAAUUGUUUAUUUACAAGUCAGAGAAACUCGAAUAAAAUUUAUGCAAUAGAGAGUCAACGUUUCGACGGCCGUGUGUUUUCGGGCGACGCACGGCACCGCCCACUUCCGUCAGUUAAGAUCUAUAUUAUUCGUUGGUUCUUGAAAUAUCAUUGCUGGAUAAUGAAUCUUCCGGAACGUCUCGCCACGUGACCGCUAUCCGAAUCGGUUCGUCAUCGCCAAUUUUGUUCCCCACUCGGUAGCGUCACGCAUAUCUGAUAACGAAUUAGCACAUAAUUCUCGUUAUCUUUAGUGAGUUUUCUUAGAACAUGUUUUGGAAUUUUGUUUUUACAUGAUAUCGAGAACUGCUUUUGCACAAAAUUCAGCACAGAACUGUCGAGAGUCGGAACACAUUUCGAAGACUGAGAAAUUCUGCACAGUCUAGCCAGGAGGAUUAAUUUUACGACAACAAAGAUAAAGGAAUGUUGUACCGAAUUACAAUUCAGCGCGUGGCUCGAAAUAAAUACGAGGAUGGAUUGCAUUCCUGCACAGUGAUGGGCAAAAUUCUUAUCUGUAUAGUGAUUUCGAACAACGAAUAAAGUGUUCGCAAUUUUUUAUUCGUUAUUCGCUAGACGAAUACCAGUAUUUGAAUGAUAAAAUUGAAUUAUAUUUCACGUCGAAUGAUUCGAAUGAUUGAAUUAUUCGUCAUCUAUCAUUCGAAAAAAAAUUUUGCCCAUUUCUGUUUCUGGGAUUACACGUCGGCCAACAAUAGAGUUAAGGAACAACUCUACGAGAUUGUCAUAGAUUGUAUCAGAAACACUAUGACGCUUAUUCCUUGUGAAGUAAUACGAAUGCAACGUAUGAGCCGUUCUUUAUGAAACAGUUAUCAUCAUAAACAAUGAAAACAUGUAGCAGCCGAAAAACGAUCGAAAUAUCAACGUUAAAUUAAAGUAUCUACAUUAUUUAAAUUCCUUUAAAAAGGUAAGGUUCUACCUUUGUCUCGAGGAAAGUAAAAUAUAUUACAUAAAGACUAUGAAAGUAGAAAGAUGAUUGGGCUUGGAUUACUUUCAUAAUCAACAGCUCAUAUAACGAGUGAUGGUUAGGAUGAUUAUUAAUUCCAUAUUUGAGUCGAGUUAAGUGGGCGCGCGCGCGUCUGUAUGUGUGUCUGUAUGUGUGUGUGUGCGUGUCGUGUGCAGGUAAAAUUAGAUAAUAUUAUAAGGGUAUUUUCGAGCGUUGUGUUUGAGAACAGCGUUGUUCUUACGUGCAUUUAUUGUAUUCCAUAGCUUUAGGAAAAUUUUAUCUCGAAGGAAAGAGAUUUUACACGACGAGGUUUAUAUUCGUUAACUCUUUCUGGGAUGCUUGAUCGUUUAUUGCUUAAAAUGGGAAUGGAAGAACGAUUCCUGGUCGAUUUGGAUGAAAUUAAUGCGAGGACCACUUUGCUUGAUGGCUGGAUAACGAUGUUCGGGACGUAACGUAGACAUACGUUGUUCUUUUCGAAUUUAAUUCACCAUUCCAUGUUAAUGUCUUCCGUUGGAGUUACCGUAUUUUGCUAGCUACUACUAAUAGAACUUAGGAUAUUCAGGAUUGGGUUACGUCGAGGUAUUUCAGAUUUUCCAUAGCUUCGAACAACCAGAUGAUUAUUUAUUUGGGCUAUAGUAUCAUGCGGGAGUGCACGCAUGUAUAAUGGGGGACAACGAAAGAAUCGAUUUGGUAGCAUUCAUGAAUCUGUUUCUUGUUGAGAGUUCUACCUUUUAAAUGUAAACCUUGGGUAUUGAAUUCAUUGAUACUAAUAGGCGAUAGUACCGUAGUAUCCGCGCCUCCCAUACCCAACAACAAGGAGUCAAACGAAAACACGAAACGUAGGGUACGGGAUUGGUCGCGUAGUUAAAGCGGUUGACUGUGGAUCCGAGGAUCGUGGGUUCGAAUCCCCGUGCCUUAUUUUUCGUUUAGACUCCUACAGUACUAAUAUGCCUAUACUUUCGUUGACUCCAUUAUGAUUGUAUACGAAGAGUGACAAAUGUGUCACACAACAAGUGUUGUACACACAAUGUAUGUUUUGAGACUGACAAUUUAUCAUUGGCAGCUGAGAAGAAUGCCUGUGAGCGUUAUACUUUGUUCAAAUGAUUGUAUCCACCCUGCUAAAGAUAUAUCUCCGAUAGAAUCAUUUGAAACGAAUCACUGUUAUUAUAAGCAAAGAUGGUCAUAACACGUCCACUGUCCUUAUAAGUAGAAAGAGGCGAGACUUUGGACAAGCCAUAAGCCUCCGAGUCAAUGCUAUCCUAACCCGCGCGUAGGUCAGAGAACAGCGAACGAGUUGAAGAGCUCCUGGAGUCGUUUCUUCCAAUGUUUAUUGCUUCUUCCAAUGAAUUUCCGUUUUCGAAGAAAGAGAAAGGGAACGAUUACCCAAGGGAGAUAGAACGAAAGAGAAUGAAAGUUGCAUCCUGUUCGCAACAGUGUUCGCGUAUUAUUAUUUUUGUAAAACGAAGUAGCGAUUGGUCGUUCACUAGGAUUGAAUCGUUCGUGUCUACGCGACCGUAGGAAUUCUGUUUCGUUCCACGGGACCCUGUGUACGAGGACGCGCAUGUUUAUUGGUGCUUCCGCGAGUUUCGAUGAAAUGUGUCCCAGCAUAUCGUAACGCGUAAAUAGUUCCGAGACAGAUGAUAUUUUUGUGCGAAGAUUUGCUUGAUGAGCAACGUCCGAAUUAUGUUGGGAUGUUAGAGUUUACUCGAUUUACCUGUUUCUCUUUUUCAUUCGCCCUGGAACGAUAUUUUGUUCCUUCAUUAAAAGGCGAGAUUCGCAAGAAACGUUUUUCGUAGAUGGGAUCUAAAGAGAAAAGAAAUAUUUUUGUUUGUGUAGAUAUGUUCAAACGUUUAUUAAUUUUAUUGGAUUCGGCGAAACAUUUUCAAUUGACGUGCUUUGUUCAACGAUUUACACGGUGAAGACUAUGACACCAGAAUUUUUGUAUCUUAUAUGUAUAAUACAUAUAUAUUUUCAGUCGUGCUUUAUGCGAUAAAACUUUAAUACCAGAAUUUAUUUAAAUCAGUUUUUACCUUUUCUUUCCGUGUCCUCGUAGCGUGUAUAACGGUAGGCAGUAUACGCUCGUAUGUGCAUUAAAUGUAUGAUAUUUUUCUUGUACGUGUUUGACAUAAUGAAAUAUACGUUCGUUUUAAAGUGUGCGUGUGCAAGUCUGCGUAAACGAUGGCUGAAUUUUAUUGUAGUCAAUUGUAAUGUAUCGUGUCAGAAGUGAGACGAAAUUGCAACGUAGACUACCUUUACGCAGGGGCUCAAAGUAUUAUUCUUAUCGCGGCAUUGACAAACUAGCUUAGUCGAAUGAUCAUGGAUUAUCAAUAAAGUGCUUUUCAAUUGUC